AUGGAAGACCUUCAUGAGGCCAUGGACCCCUACAUCAAGCGUCAUCCGAACCCGAAACGUGGACUGAAGCAGCAGCUCCUUGAGGCCAAGCCUGACAUUCGCCCAGUCACGCCGCUCCUCCCAAUCGACGAAAUGGAAACACGACUCGAGUACAUGCAGAAGAUAGAGAAGGGUCAAAGGGCCUUCCGUAAGGACCCUAGCUGGGGAUUUGAGCCAUGCCAAUAUGCCACGCUCAUGAAUCUACCUCUCGAAAAACUAGCAAAACAUGCUCAGUACGACGCGCAGACCGAGGGUCUUCACAUCAAACCCAUCGGAAAAUUCAUGGCUCAUUUUUUCCAACGCGAACAGCCCGGAGAACGGUGCGAGUUAUCUCAAGUAGGUUUUCGCGAACCUGCAGGAUCGUCUCUUGGUAUACCAUCAUCCAAAGACUACGACAAGCAUCGCUGUGUAGUAACAGGAUCUGCGAACCCACAGGACUGUUACAUCGUGCCGUUGACAUGGAAUUCCACACCUGAGCUGCUCAAAAUCGCCAAGUCUCUUACAGUGGUAACCAGGGUGUUCUUUAGUCCUGAUGAUAUACAUAUAUUCGCCCAUCUUUGUGAUGAACUGGGAUCUUUAGAUAAAGAUUGGAAUAUAGUUAACUUAUCACCUCAACUCUAUAUAUGGUGGAGCAAAGGCUACUUUGGCCUUAAGUAUCUCGACCAUAAGGCCGACGAAGAACCGGGAAUGAGCAGGGCAGAGCUCCAGUUCGUAUGGAUGCCACAUAGCCAUUACGGCAAGUCGAAGCGAAUCGACUUGGAUAAGGAAAAGGAUAAGGCAAGCAACAUACGAGUCUGCCUUGAACAUAUGUUCGGCGGCGAAACCCCCUGCUCGCCUCCCUGCGACCGCUGUACAGCUAUCAGCAAGGUCCAGGCACAUAGGGUGCGAGAUCACUAUACGAUCGAGUCAGGAUACGUCUUCCCAGUAGUUCGAGAGACCAAGGACAUUGAAAAAUUCAAGGCCAUGAUCCAACUCCAAUGGGCUGCUAUUUGUGUGGGAUCAAUGUCAGGGGCGGCCAACUAUCCCGAGCUCCUGGUUGGCGAUGAGGACGACAACGACAACGACGGCGGCAGCGGCGACGACAGCGGCGACUACAGCGAUGACUACUACUACGACGACAGCGGCGACUACGACGAUGAUGACGACAACGAUAACCAACCAUCAUUAGUUGCCCCGGUUAGCAACAGGAUCGAGGACUGGCUGGAGUCGGUACAAGAGCCGGUACAGGAGCCGGUACAGGCGCCAGUACAGAAUUUAGCAGAGACUAGAUUUUGUGGAUGGUAG
Molecule: messenger RNA, 1323 nt
Organism: Clonostachys byssicola
Lineage: Eukaryota; Fungi; Ascomycota; Sordariomycetes; Hypocreales; Bionectriaceae
Source: the annotation of a GenBank genome assembly